GUCUGCGGCUAUAAAUUCCACCGGCCUUCGCUGGUGUUCUUCAUCGUUGUGGAUCGAAUUCGAUAGACGGAAUUGAAUAAUAAAUGGCGUUCAAUUUGGUUCAUCAGGUUGGGAGUCUGUGCGGAUCGCCGAUGGUGAUGGUGGAGCCUGGAUCGGCGGCCCGGGCGGAUCCCCAAUCGGCGCCGGCGACGGUCUGGAAGCCCCAGGCGGUGGACCGACGCUUCCGGAUCCAGAUCGGGGUCGGGCAGGCCGAGAUGGAGACGGCUCCGCAGACGUGCCAUGCCCGAUCCCUGGCUCUGCCGGAUCUGUCGGCGGCGAGCGAUGCACCGGCGGCGGAAGUGAGGGAGCACCUCGGCGGGGGAGGAGGAGGCGCGGUGAAGGGGGUGCCGGUGUUCGUGAUGAUGCCGCUGGACACGGUGCGGCCCGGCGGGGGGCUGAACCGGAAGAAGGCGAUGAACGCGAGCCUGAUGGCGCUGAAGAACGCCGGGGUGGAGGGGGUGAUGGUGGACGUGUGGUGGGGGAUGGUGGAGAAGGAGCGGCCCGGGGAGUACGACUGGCGAGGCUACGACGAGUUCAUGGAGAUGGCCGCCCGGAUCGGGCUCAAGGUCCAGGCCGUCAUGUCCUUCCACCAGUGCGGCGGCAAUGUCGGCGACUCCGUCACGAUACCUCUGCCGCGAUGGGUUCUGGAGGAAAUGGACAAGGAUCCAGACCUGGCGUACACCGACCAGUGGGGUCGCCGGAAUCCCGAGUACCUCUCCCUCGGCUGCGACGCCCUCCCCGUCCUCAAGGGCCGCACCCCCGUCCAGUGCUACGCCGACUUCAUGCGCGCCUUUCGCCACCGCUUCUCCGAUCUGCUCGGCUCCACCAUCGUCGAGAUUCAAGUGGGAAUGGGUCCCGCCGGCGAGUUGAGGUACCCAUCGUACCCUGAGGGCGACGGCACCUGGAAGUUCCCCGGCAUCGGAGCAUUCCAAUGCUACGAUAAGUACAUGUUGAACAAUCUGAAGGCGGCGGCAGAGAAGGUAGGGAAGGCGGAGUGGGGCAACGGUGGGCCUGCGGACGCCGGUGGCUACAAAAACUGGCCGGAAGACACCGCCUUCUUCCGCCGGGAAGGCGGGUGGAAUGGACCCUACGGGGAGUUCUUCCUCUCGUGGUACUCCCAAAUGCUCCUCGAUCACGGCGAGCGCAUCGUCUCCUCUGCUACAUCGAUCUUCGACGACCUCGCCGGCGUCAAGAUCUCCGUCAAGGUGGCCGGCAUCCACUGGCACUACGGCACCCGAUCCCACGCCCCCGAGCUCACCGCCGGGUACUACAACACCCGGUACCGCGACGGUUACCUCCCCAUCGCCCGCAUGCUGGGCCGGCACGGCGCCGUGUUCAACUUCACGUGCGUGGAGAUGCGCGACGGCGAGCAGCCCAGCGAGGCGGAGUGCAAGCCAGAGGAGCUCGUCGGGCAGGUGGCCGCGGCGGCGCGGGAGGCUGGCGUGGAGCUCGCGGGGGAGAACGCGCUGCCGCGGUACGACGAGACGGCGCACGAGCAGAUAGUGAGGGCCGCGGCCUGCGGGCAGGAGAAGAUGGGGGCCUUCACGUACCUGCGAAUGGGGCCGGAUCUGUUCGAGCCGGACAACUGGCGGAGGUUCGUGGCGUUCGUGAAGAUCAUGGCGGAGAGCGGCGGAGGCUCGGCGGAGCACUGCCGUGAGAUGGCGGAGAGGGAGGAGGAGCUCUCGGUCCACGUGCCGCUCGUACAGGAGGCUGCCGCAACGCUCACCUGCGCUUAAAUAUUUAAAAGAAUUCUUUCCAAAAGAAUAUAAAACAAAAGAAUAUAUAUA
This is a messenger RNA of Zingiber officinale, 1826 nucleotides long. RefSeq names its product beta-amylase 1, chloroplastic-like. Lineage: Eukaryota; Viridiplantae; Streptophyta; Magnoliopsida; Zingiberales; Zingiberaceae. Gene Ontology annotation, molecular function: beta-amylase activity. The record is from RefSeq and is a predicted model, not a curated record. Bases 84 to 1775 code for a protein of 563 amino acids. The transcript is spliced from 4 exons. Gene Ontology annotation, biological process: polysaccharide catabolic process.